Alternaria postmessia is the source of this 930-nucleotide messenger RNA. RefSeq lists its product as uncharacterized. The record is from RefSeq and is a predicted model, not a curated record. NCBI's taxonomy places the organism in Eukaryota, Fungi, Ascomycota, Dothideomycetes, Pleosporales, Pleosporaceae. Bases 1 to 930 code for a protein of 309 amino acids. The transcript has a single exon.
AUGCAAUCCUUUCGCCUCACCCUUGCGAACAAUGGCGUAGUGCAAGGCGCUCACGCCAUCCCAACCCAAUCGCCUUCGCCAGUGAGAUACCGCCCACUGAUCGUUGCUCUCCAUGGGGGUGGUUAUGAUCAUCAAUACUUCGAUGCUCUACCAGGAUACUCUGCUUCUUUGAUGAGCAACGCACUUGCUACUCCCUUCGUAACUAUCGACCGUCCUUCCUACGGUGGCACGAGUUCAAUACUGCCAAUCCCAUCUGGGUCUGAUUUCACAACAGAGAGCGCCAUUCAACUACAUCGGUUCAUCCUCCCAAAACUUUGGGAAGAGUUUGGUGUUCCGCAUGGAUGCACUUGCAUCGUUUUGCUGUGCCAUAGCCUCGGUGUUAUGCCUGGUAUCGCCGUGGCAGCGCUUCAUGGUGACGAGAGGACACCAGACUACCCAUUAGGAGGAAUCAUUGCAAGCGGUAUGGGAAACACACAAUCUCAAUCAGCAAAAGACAAUCCUCCUCAGUAUCCUCGCGUAGACGAUAACCAUGCGCUAUGUCCCACAGAGCUGAAAGAUGCUGUCAUGUUCAAACCCGGUACCUAUGCGCCGGAAAUGUUGGAACAAACCGAACGUCUAAAUGCGAUAUGCCCUAUCCCGGAGAUUGCGGGGUUCGUAACGCAAUGGAUGCCUGUUUGGAAGGAGAAAUGGGCGCCAGCUGUGAAAGUGCCUGUUAUGUACUCGCUAGUGGAGGAUGAUCCAUUCUUCGAAGCUACGCAAGAGGAGGUUGAUAACUGUGUCAAAGCUUUCACAAACAGUAUUAGAGUAGAGGGAAGUCUGAUUCGAGGUGCUCCGCAUUGCGUGGAGCUGAGUUAUUGGGCGCAAGGUUGGUAUGCUCGGUGUUUUGGCUUCGCACUGGAGUGCGCUGCUAGUUUCGUUGUUUCUGGCUAG